AUGAAUCCAUUCAAUGAAGUUUUUCUCCGAUCGAGGGAGCUGGGCAACGCUGCCCACAUCCUGGGACCACUGGGCACCGACAUAAUCUGCAAGGUGAUCAUCGAUAAGGGCGUGGGCCACGUCAUGAAGGACCAGACGGACGACGGGCACCUGGUGGAGCUGCGGGGCCCGAUCACCCUCCGCACACUGAAUUUCCGCCUCACCGAUGUGGACGGCAACGAGGUGAACACCCGACAAACCAGCGUCUCCUUCGAAAAGCGGAAAUGCCGGAUGAGCAACAGCCCGACCAGGCUGAGAAGGCAGCACGCGCCCAUCGAGUCCGCGGAGCGCAGGCACGCCGCCGACGCAGAGCUUGUGAAACCACCUGCUGGACCUGUUGGGGAUCUUCCCGCAGUUCCCCCUCCCGGGCCUGCUGAGCCCAUGGUGGCCGUGCCCGCUGCUGAGGGCGCCGGAGCCCCAGAGCCCAAGGCAGCGCCCAAGAAGCGCGGGCGCCCGCCCGGCAGCCGAAACAAGCCCAAGCCGCCGCCGGCGACCGUCCCCGCCGACGCUGGGGCAGGUGGUGAGCAGGUACCGCAGGCUCCAGUGGCUCCGGAGCCGGAGCAGCAGCCUGAGCAGCCGGAGCAGCCGAGCAUCUGGGGCUCGUUCCGCCGCUCCAAGGGUACAGGGCGGCGCAGGAGCUUCUGGAAGCAGUACCCCUCNNGGGUGCAGCCGCUGCUCUACAAGCGGUACAACGAGCUCCCGGGCUUCCACGAGUGGCUUGAAAACCGGAGAAUCCGCAAGGAGGGCGAGGAGUACGUCGACGCGGAGGAGAGGCGCGAGUUCGGCCUUCGAGCAGGACGAGGGCUACUCGGCCGGCCCUUCCCCCCGGGCCCGCCCAGGGACAUGCUGCGGCAGAGGAGCUUCUUCAGCGACAGCAGCAGCGACUUCGGCGGGGUGGACCCGGCCCAGGCGCUGCGCAUGGACGGCUUCGACGCGCCCUCCGCGCCCGCGCUUGGCGACAGGCAGGCCGCCGAAACGGCCAUCGCGGGGCCUUGGGCGCGGGGAGCAGUGGCUGGACAUAGAAGCCUUCACCCAGGGUCAUCAGGAUCGACUCGGACAGCGACUCGGCGCCGGGCCCAGCCCGCGCCCAGGGUGCGCCCACGGGCGGCCUGGCAGCCCCUGCCGCCCCGCGCCCAGCGGCAGUCCAGCGGCAGCGAAGGCUUGACCCUAGGAGGGAAAGCACUCCCGCGGCACGCCAUGGAGAACGUCACCCAGGCCGUCCAGGAUGAGCUCAUGGGCUCCCUGGACUACAAGCUCGCGACCUCGAACGUCAAUUACGUCCAAUCCAGGCGCGACGUCCAAUAUUAUCCAUCUUCGCUCUCCACCUUCACCCCGACCACCAGCCGUGUGGCGAGAAUCCCCCUCACCAGCGGAAUGGACUUCAUCGACCCCGAGAGCGUCAAAAUAGCUUUCAGAGUUCGAAACACCGACGGGGCCGGGGGCCAGGUCUUCCCGGGCUCCUUCGAGGGCAGCUGCUUCAUCAAGCGCAUCCAGCUGUUCAGCAACGGCCAGCGCACGGACGACAUCUCCGAGUACGGCCGCUGCUGCUGGCUCUACAGCCUGCUGAAGCCCCAGGAGUGGUACAACGGCCGCGCCUUCGAGGGCUUCUUCCCGACCAACGUCGGGAACCCGCCGCCGAUCCUGGACGGGAACUACAAGGACGUUUUGAUGCCCCCGACCCUCAUCGGGCUCUUCCAGUCGGGCAAGAUGCUCCCGCCGCAACUGAAUCUGGUGCUGGAGAUCGAGUUCGCGGAGGCCGCGGACGCGCUCUGGCCCGGCGGCGCCGGCUCCAACAGCUACAGCAUCGAGAACGUCAGGGUGCUGGCCAGCCAGGUGACCCUGGACUCCGCGCUGGUGGAGUCCUUCAACAAGGUGCUCCUCAGCGGCCGCAGCCUGGUUUUCAGCUAUCCCACGAUGCACACCCAGGUCUCUUCCAUCCCGGCCGGCACCACGCAGCAUAACGUCACGGUGGCGAGGGCCUACACCAAGCUGAUGGGCGCCUUCGUCACCUUCAAGGACGACGAUGAUGCCCUGGGCGAGGUGAUGAACCUGGAGUACCCCGCCAUCAACGGGGCUCUGGAAUCCCAAAGGCAGCUGGGGGCGCUCCAGUACCCCCGCUACCCGAUGGCCAGCCUGGCGGAGCACCACCACUUCUUGGAGAUCAUGGCGGGCACCUGCGAUUCGAAGAUCAAGAACAUGAGACUCAACCGCCUCGAAUACGAGGACACGCAGUUCAUCGCCGCCUUCCCGGUGGAGCGCGUGCCCAAGCACCCGCUCAGCGGCAUCUCGACCCGCUCCGGCAACCUGGCGCGCUUCACCUUCAAGAGCCUGCAGGCGGACCGUGCCCAGAAGCUCUACAUCCACCUCGUCAGCUACCAGAUCGUCCUGUUCGAGAGCACCAUCACCGGCAACAUCUUCGACGGGGCCACCACGGAGAUAACAGGGAUAACCGCCGGCCAACUGGCCACCGUGCUGACGGCGUACACGCCGCUCACCGACACGGCCGCCAACACCGCGGCCAUCGGCACCAACACCGCCGGAGUGGCCGCCAACACGGCCGCGGUGGCGGCGCUGCAGGCCGAGGUGGCCGGGCUGCCAGGCCCGCCCAAUCUUACGCCCGACGCCCUGGCCACCGAUUUGGCAGCCGCCGAAGGCUCCAUAGCAGCCAACCAGUCCAGCAUCACAGCCCUCAGCACCAGCCUCACGACGGGGCUGGCAGGGAAGGCCAACCAAUCCGCGCUGGACGCGCUGCAGCUCGAGGUGGCCGCCAAAAGCACCCCCGCCAGCGUGGACGCCAAGCUGGCGAGCUAUUCCAACACGGCAGCCAUGAACUCUGCCAUCACCUCCGCCAACAACGCCACCCUGGCCACCGUGGGCAGCAGCUACGCCCUGCGCACUGUCACCGAUCAAUUG
Messenger RNA from Symbiodinium pilosum, 2952 nucleotides. The record is from the annotation of a GenBank genome assembly. Lineage: Eukaryota; Dinophyceae; Suessiales; Symbiodiniaceae.